Molecule: messenger RNA, 3234 nt
Organism: Aspergillus puulaauensis
Lineage: Eukaryota; Fungi; Ascomycota; Eurotiomycetes; Eurotiales; Aspergillaceae
Gene: ILS1
Product: isoleucine--tRNA ligase ILS1
Exons: 2
Coding region: 1-3234 (1077 amino acids)
Biological process (GO): isoleucyl-tRNA aminoacylation
Molecular function (GO): aminoacyl-tRNA deacylase activity; ATP binding; tRNA binding
Source: RefSeq, a predicted model, not a curated record
AUGUCCAUUGACUUUCCCAAGGAGGAGGACAUCGUCCUGCAGCGCUGGAGGGAGAUCAAUGCCUUCCAAAGGCAGGUCGAACUCUCAAAGGGCCGGAAACCUUACACCUUCUACGAUGGCCCCCCCUUCGCUACUGGCCUCCCCCACUAUGGCCAUCUGUUGGCAUCCACCAUUAAAGAUAUUAUUCCCCGAUACUGGUCGAUGAAAGGCCACUAUGUCGAGCGGAGAUUCGGUUGGGAUACACACGGUGUGCCCAUUGAGUACGAAAUCGACAAGAAAUGGGGCAUGUCGGGUCUGGAGGCUGUUGAGAAGUUCGGAAUCGAAAAAUACAAUGAAGAGUGCAGGGCCAUUGUCAUGAGAUUUGCGUCUGAAUGGCGCCAAACUAUCGAAAGACUUGGUCGCUGGAUCGAUUUUGAUAACGACUACAAGACCAUGAACACCUCGUUUAUGGAGUCCGUAUGGUGGGUUUUCAAGCAGCUGUUCGACAAGGGACUCGUUUACAAGGGAUUCCGUGUUAUGCCAUACUCGACUGCGCUCAACACCCCGCUUAGCAACUUCGAGGCUCAGCAAAACUACAAGGACGUUCAAGACCCGGCCGUCGUUGUUACAUUCCCUCUUGUGGAUGACCCAGAGACCUGUCUUCUUGCGUGGACAACUACACCUUGGACGCUUCCUUCCAACACCGCCCUAGCAGUCAACCCAGAAUUCGAAUAUAUCAAGAUUUUCGAUGAAGCCUCUGGCAAGCAUUACGUCCUGCUCGAAUCUUUGCUUCGAACACUAUACAAGGACCCUAAGAAGGCCAAGUUCAAGAUCGUUGCGCGGUUCAAGGGAUCAGAGAUGAAGGACUGGAAGUAUCAGCCUCUCUUCGACUACUUCUACAAAACCUUCAAGGACCACGGAUACCGCGUCUUGAACGCCGCCUAUGUCACCGCCGAUGAUGGUACCGGUAUUGUCCACCAGGCUCCUUCAUAUGGUGAGGACGAUUACAAGGUUGGUAUGGAAGGAGGCGUGAUCGACGAGAACCGCCCUCCACCUAACCCCGUGGACGAAAUGGGCUGUUUCACGUCCGAAGUACCGGAAUUCGAGGGGCAACAUGUCAAGGCCGCCGACAAGGCUAUCAUCAAGCAUCUCAAGGCAAGCGGACGUCUUAUCGUCGAUAGUCAGAUUACUCACAGCUACCCCUUCUGUUGGCGAUCCGAUACCCCCCUGAUCUACCGGGCUGUUCCUUCGUGGUUUGUUAAGAUCCAGCCUAUCAUCCCACAAAUGCUCCAGGGCAUUGAAGAAUCACACUGGGUCCCCAGCGCUGUCAAAGACAAGAGAUUUGCUAGCUGGAUCCAGAACGCUCGUGACUGGAACAUCUCUCGUAACCGAUUCUGGGGUACCCCACUACCUAUCUGGGCAAACGAGGACUUCAGCGAGAUUGUCGCUGUUGGCAGCAUCGAAGAGCUCAAAAAGCUCAGUGGAUAUGAAGGGGAGAUUACUGACAUUCACCGUGACAAGGUGGACAAUAUCACCAUUCCAAGCAAGAAAGGAAAUGGUGUUCUUCGCCGCGUGAGUGAAGUGUUCGAUUGCUGGUUCGAAUCAGGUUCCAUGCCAUACGCUUCUCAACACUAUCCGUUUGAGAACAAGGACCAAUUCGAGAAGAGUUUCCCUGGAGAUUUCAUUGCGGAAGGUCUGGACCAGACCCGUGGAUGGUUCUACACUUUGACCGUCCUCGGUACACACCUCUUCGGCAAGCUUCCCUUCAAGAACUGUGUUGUCAACGGUAUUGUUCUUGCUGAAGAUGGAAAGAAGAUGUCGAAGCGGUUGAAGAACUACCCCGAUCCUUCUCUGAUCAUGGAGCGGUAUGGUUCGGACGCCCUCCGCCUUUAUCUCAUCAACUCUCCGGUUGUUCGCGCAGAGCCACUCCGGUUCAAGGAAUCCGGCGUGAAAGAAAUUGUCGCCAAGGUUCUCCUUCCUCUGUGGAACAGUUACAAGUUCUUCGAAGGCCAGGCGGCUCUUCUGAAGAAGACAGAAGGAAUCGACUUCGUGUGGGAUCCCAAGGUCGAGGCUACCAACACCAACGUAAUGGACCGCUGGAUCUUGGCCAGUUGCCAAAGUCUUCUCAAGUUCGUCAAUGAGGAGAUGGCCGGAUACCGCCUGUACACAGUCGUUCCUCGUCUUCUAGGGCUCAUUGAAAACACCACGAACUGGUACAUUAGAUUCAACCGCAAGCGUCUGAAGGGUGAGAACGGUGUUGACGACACCUUGCAUGCCUUGAACACUCUCUUCGAGGUUCUCUACACUCUAGUCCGCGGACUUGCCCCAUUCACACCUUUCCUCACCGAUAACAUCUAUGGACGACUUCUUCCCCACAUCCCCGAGUCUCUGCAUAGCGAGGACAGCCGGAGUGUCCACUUCCUUCCAUUCCCUGAGGUUCGUGAAGAGCUGUUUGACGAGGUUGUGGAGAGAAGAGUGGCUCGGAUGCAGAAGGUCAUUGAAAUGGCCCGUAUCUCCCGUGAACGACGGUCUCUUGGCUUGAAGACCCCCUUGAAGACCCUAGUCGUGAUCCACCAGGACCAGCAAUACCUAGACGACGUGAAGUCCCUAGAGGGAUACAUCCUUGAAGAGAUCAACGUUCAGGAGCUUGUCCUGUCCCCUGAUGAGGAAAAGUACAAUGUCCAGUACAGUGUGACUGCCGAUUGGCCAGUUCUCGGCAAGAAGUUGAAGAAGGAUGUACAGAAGGUUAAGAAGGCUUUGCCAUCAUUGAGCAGCGACGAUGUCAAGAAGUUUGUUGCGGACAAGAAAAUCCUUGUUGACGGUAUUGAGCUUGUGGAAGGAGACCUUGUGGUGAAGCGAGGCCUUAAGCAGGACUCCUCGGCGGAAGACAAAGAGCCUAACGCCGAUGACGAUGUGUUGACUAUUCUCGAUGCCAAGCUAUAUCCCGAAUUGGCACACCAGGGACUUGGUCGAGAAAUUGUUAACCGCCUCCAGCGCUUGCGUAAGAAGGCUGGGUUGGUCCCUACUGAUGAUGUCAAGAUGGAAUAUCAUGUUCUCACGGACCCGGAUAGUGUUGGCAUCAAGGAGGCUUUUGAGACACAGGCGCCAGUCAUUGAGAAGGUUGUGCGUCGGCCGCUUGAGCAAUAUCAAGCCGCUGAUGGCAAGGCCCCUAACGGAGACGAAGCGGGCACGAUCAUGCAAGAGGAACAGGAAGUGCAAAAUGCUACUUUCUUGUUGCGGCUUCUAAAGUUGUAG